AUGAAGAUCCUAUCGUGGAACUGUCGUGGGCUUGGGAACCUACUGACAGUACGGGCUCUUAAACAGCUCAUCCACUCUAAAGAUCCCGAUGUGGUGUUUAUUUCGGAGACAAAGUUACAUGAAGCGGAGGACCUUCGACAUAGAGGAUUGGGGGGUCUUUAUAACAUUUUCCCAGUUCAAUGUGCAGGUCAAGGGAGAUCUAGAGCCAGUGAUUUAUGCUUAUGGUGGCGCAGUGAACUGAAAUUGGAGGUUAGACUGGCAACAGUGGAGGUAGGGAAAGAGUUGGACUCGCUCCUGGAACAGGAGGAGGUGUGGUGGGGACAGCGAUCUAGAGCGUCCUGGCUUAAGCAUGGGGACCGGAACUCGAGGUUUUUUCAUCAGAAAGCUUCCCAGGGGAAGAAAAGGAAUAUGAUAGAGCUCAUCAAGGAUGAUCGAGGUCGUGUUACUCCUUCUCACUUGGGGAUCCUGGCGGAGCCUUUCUCGAAAGAGGAGGUGGAAGAAGCACUUUUCCAGAUGCAUCCGACGAAGGCCCCAGGAGCGGAUGGCCUUCCUGCUCUUUUCUAUCAGAAAUUUUGGCAUGUGAUUGGAGAUGAGGUAGCUGCUUUCUGCUUGCAGAUUCUCCAGGAAAAGUUUUUCCCUAAAAGAGGACUCAGACAAGGUGACCCAUUGUCCCCAUAUUUGUUUAUACUUUGUGAUGACAGUGUUUUGUUUGCACGAGCAACUAUGGAAGAGGCCCAAUGCAUAAAGAACAUUCUUGGUGCUUUUGAGCGUGCUUCUGGACAGCAGAUUAAUUUUGACAAAUCAAUGCUUUCUGCGAGCCGAAAUGUGCAUGAUAAUCGAUUCAAUGAAAUUAAGCAACUUUUGCAAGUAAAGGCGGUUGGAAGCUAUGAUCGAUAUUUGGGUUUACCGACUAUCGUAGAUAUUGAUCAUAUGAUUUCGAGAUUUUAUUGGGGUGGUGAUUCAACUUGUCGUGGUCUCCAUUGGACAAAAUGGGAGAAUUUAUGUAAGAGCAAGGUGGAAGGAGGAAUGGGGUUCCGAGACUUUAAGUCUUUUAACAUGGCCUUAGUAGGGAAGAAUUGGUGGCGUAUCUACACCCGCCCUGAAAGCUUGGUGGCUCGGAUUUUUAAAGGUGUCUACUUUCCUAGAAGUUCAUUGCGAGAUGCAAAAAAAGGGUACCGUCCAAGCUAUACAUGGACUAGUAUUUUAAAAACAAGCUGGGUUUUUGAACGAGGGGGGCUUUGGAAGAUUGGUGAUGGUUCACAGUUCAUACAUGGAAUGAUAAUUGGGUGGAGGACAGAUUUGAUUGAGCUUGUCUUUAAUCCUAGCACUGCAGCUCGUAUAUUAUCAAUCCCUUUAGGGGUGCAUGGUGGCCCGGAUGAGUUCCAUUGGCCUAGCACUACCAAUGGUCAUUACACAUGCAAGGAAGGAUACAAGAACAUGAGAAACCUUCUGUCCAUGGCUGAAGCUUCAUCUUCCACGGCUGUCACGUUAGAGGCCAAGUUUUGGAAUUUUUUCUGGUCAUCCCGAGCUCUCCCACGAUGCAAGGAGACACGUUGGAGGGCUAUCCAAGGUUACUUACCCUUGAAAGAGAGGUUGUUUAGCCGUCGAGUUGAUGUGGAUCCAGGAUGCCCUUUUUGCGCGACGGAGAGGGAGAAUGAGGACCAUCUAUUCAUCCAUUGUCCAGCAGCGAAGCAUGUAUGGUUUGCUUCUCAACUUGCUGUCCACAUGGCAUAUUUCUCCACUUUUCGUGAGCUUUGGCUUGCGGUUUUGGAGCUGCAUGAUGAGGAGGUCUAG
Lotus japonicus is the source of this 1794-nucleotide messenger RNA. RefSeq lists its product as uncharacterized. The transcript has 7 exons. The coding region runs from base 1 to 1794 and encodes 597 amino acids. Gene Ontology annotation, molecular function: catalytic activity. Lineage: Eukaryota; Viridiplantae; Streptophyta; Magnoliopsida; Fabales; Fabaceae. The record is from RefSeq and is a predicted model, not a curated record.